This is a messenger RNA of Scophthalmus maximus (turbot), 3180 nucleotides long. RefSeq names its product Rho guanine nucleotide exchange factor (GEF) 3 (gene arhgef3). Gene Ontology annotation, molecular function: guanyl-nucleotide exchange factor activity. The record is from RefSeq and is a predicted model, not a curated record. Gene Ontology annotation, biological process: intracellular signal transduction; positive regulation of Rho protein signal transduction. The transcript has 13 exons. Bases 235 to 2697 code for a protein of 820 amino acids. Lineage: Eukaryota; Metazoa; Chordata; Actinopteri; Pleuronectiformes; Scophthalmidae.
GUUGGACUUUCUGAGUGAAUCACAGCGACUCGACAGUCUGAUGUUGUUCAGCUGAUCCUCCUCGAGGUUGACUUUCACUUCUUGUUGAGGGAGAACGAGUUUCAUUUGUCUUCCUCAGGAGCAGCAGCAGGACCGGACCGGUGUGUGCGUGUGUGUGCGUGUGUGUGUGUGUGCGUGUGUGUGUGUGUGUCGGGUCGUCGGCAGGGAGCAGCUGCGGUCCCAUGCAGGCAGGUGAUGGAGGUCAGCGGGGUUCAAGGUCGAAGCUGCAGAGGAAAACGUCCCCGUCUCUCUUCUCUCCUGACGGCUGGUCCCUCAGAGGGAAGAAGCGGAAGCAGGCCAGCAGAGAUGCCGACUCCCUCAGUCUCUGCAGUCUGGACAUCAACGGCGGAUUCUGAACAGGGAACCAGAAGUCUCUCUAGACCCUUGUGGAUUCUGAGUGCCACACUCUCUGGAUGCUCUCGACAACGCCAGAUAUACCCGCGUUGGAUUUUGUUUUUUGCUAGACCCCCUUUGCCGACCGCGGCUGAACCUUUCACACCCUGGAUGCUCUUCACCCGGUGUAUAAAUACUUCUGGACGCUCUCCCGGUGCUGAGAGAGAGAGAGAGAGAGGACGGAUCCUGUGCCGGGCCUCUGUGUGGAGCAGUAUGGUGGCGGGGCAGCAGAGCCCCGUCUGCCUGCUGGUACAGAGGAUCAGGUCUGGAGGCCCCGUAGCGUUCGGCAAAGGGAACAGCAACAUGGGGAAACAGGCGGAGGAGCCGAGCACCAAGCGCAGCAAGACCGUGUCCAGGGUGACGUCUCUGGCCAACCUGCUGCCGCCCGUCAAGACCGCACCGCUGAAGAGGAUCGGUCAGACGCUGCAGCGCUCCAUCAGUUUUCGUAAUGACGGUCGGACGGAGAGAGCUGCUGCUCCUCCGCCUCCUCCUCCUCCUCCUCCCCCCUCCUCCUCCUCCUCCUCCAACUACAACUCCUCCUUGAUGACGAAGACGCGCGUUGUCUCGGCGACCGUCUCCAACCCCUCCUCCUCCUCCUCCUCCACGACGGCGGCGACGAGGGGUUCCACGGCAACAGCCCCGGCCGCCAAGCGCCGGGACAGCAAGCUCUGGAGCGAGACGUUCGACGUGCGACUGGGGGCGACGCAACCGCUGAGCCCGAAAGAGAUCAAACGACAGGAGGCCAUAUUUGAGUUGGCUCAGGGCGAGCAAGACUUGGUGGAGGACCUCAAGUUGGCGAAGAAGGCCUACCAUGACCCGAUGCUGAAGCUGUCCAUCAUGACUGAGCAGGAGCUGAACCAGAUCUUUGGAACGCUGGACUCGCUGAUACCGCUGCACGAAGCCCUGCUGAGUUGCCUCAGAGACGCCAGGAAGCCCGACGGGUCCACGGAGCACGUGGGACACAUCCUGACCGACUGGCUGCCCCGUCUCUCCUCCUACACGCCGUACUGCAGCAACCAGGUGAAGGCCAAGGCCCUGCUGGACCAGAAGCAGCAGGACGGGCGGGUCCAGGACUUCUUGCAGCGCUGCCGCCAGUCGCCCUUCAGCCGGAAGCUGGGCCUGUGGAACUUCCUGGACAGUCCCCGCAGCCGACUGGUGAAGUACCCGCUGCUGCUCAGGGAGAUCCUGAAGCACACGCCCGGCGGCCACCCGGACCAGCGGCACCUGGAGGAGGCGAUGCUGGUGGUGCAGAGCGUGGUGGCCGACAUCAACCGGCGGACGGGGGAGUCGGAGUGUCAGUACUACAAGGACCGCCUGUCGUACGCCGAGGACGGACAGCGGGACGCGCUCAUCGACCGGUCCAGGACCCUCAGCUGCCACGGAGAGCUGAAGAACAACAGAGGACUCAAGCUCCACGUCUUCCUGUUCCAGGACGUCCUGGUCAUCACCAGGUCCGUCUCGCUGAGCGAGCAGCCGGCCACCUACCAGCUCUGCCGCCAGCCAAUCCCCAUCCGGCAGCUGGACCUGGAGGACGUGUCGGACGGGGAAAUGAGAGUGGGCGGGUCCAUCAGAGGCGCCUUCGGCAACAACGAGCGGACAAAGAACUUCUUCCGGGUGUCGUCCCGGUCCGGAGGUCCGCUUCAGAGCCACUGCUUCCAGGCCAGCGACGCCUUCAACAAACAGCAGUGGAUCAACUGCAUCAGACAGGCCAAGGACGCGGCCGCGCUGACCGGAGAGCCGCCGCAGACGGGACGGUGUCUGGAGACGAGACUGGGCGGACAGAUGCGGCCGUCACUCGGCGGGACGGCGGCGAGUUCGCCAGGGGAUUCGGGGAAUGAGGAUGGACACGGGACGUGGGGGGCGACGGGGACGUGGCUCGGCUCGGAGGGAAAGGAAGGCCCGAGAGGAGGCGAAGAGGCUGCGGGAGGUUUGUCUCGAGAAGGGAGGGAGACGGAGACAGGUUUGGCUGCGGAUGGCGGGACAGGUUUGGAAUUAGACGGAGAAACGGGGAUGGACGGCGAGACGAGGCUGACGAUCGGUGAGGCGGAGACGGGGCCCACGGCAGCAGACUGGAGGAUAGAUGGAGGAGGAGGAGGAGAGACUCUCAGCGGAGGUGGUAAUGAUGAUGUCCCCACCUUCCUCCUCUCGCUUGCCUCUCUCACUCAAGAGCGGGAGGAUGUGACAGAGGGGGUGGAGCAGAGUGUCGCUAAGGGGGAGGAGGAGGUCGGCAUGGAGGUCGGCGAGGAGCUGGCGCUCAGGUGCUGAUGCUUCGGACCAAACUCACGCUGGCACAAUCGAAAUCGGGGGAUUUGAUGAUGCGUUCUGGACGCGGCAAACUGCUGUAUCCCGACUUAACGGUGACUAUGGCAACCAUUCCAGGGAAAGUUGUUCACCUGGAAAACUUUUAUUUUACGCUUCCUCAGGUUGUCCGCUCGCAACUCCCCCACGCACACAUGAAGAGUACAAAAAAGAACUGCUCGUAUUGAGACGGCUCCUCGAGACUUCAAUGUUAAUCGGACCGAAUUCCUCAAAUGCUGAUAAAUAAAAAUGUGAUAUAUGGUUUCAUAUACAUAUGGGGGUGCAGUCGAAUUGUCAAAUUUGCUUUAGGAGGUUUCCUAACCCGGAAGUGACCCGGAAGUAUUUCCUCCAGCAGCCAUGAUAAGAGCUGUUCGGAUUCUCUAAAUGCAGAGGAAAGGAGCUUCAAUGCUUCCUCUCCUACCUCCUUUAGCAGAGGACACACUGGAGCUU